AUGAAGAAUCCUUUGACCUCCUAUCCACGCACCCUUCGCCGGACGCUGGUCCGAAAUCGCAUCGUUCGCUCUCUACUCAUCCUCUUCAUAGCAUGGAAUCUCGUCGAGCUCCACCUCAUUCUGCGCCGCAUCUCCGAAACGGACAUCGUCUACCGCGAACAACCCCGCCGCCAUGAAAGAAUAUACAUUGCGAUGGUCAACUGGAAUAAUGAAUACAUUCUACGAAGUCACCUAAGCAAAGCCAUCACUGAGCUUUCCUGGAAAUUGGGGCCGGAGAACGUAUAUAUCAGCAUCUACGAAAGUGGCAGCUAUGAUAAUACCAAGGGUGCGUUGGUCGAGCUUGAUGCGGAACUUGAUCGGCUCAAUGUACCACGGAAUAUCACUCUGUCACAUAUCACACACGAGGAUGAAAUAGCCGCACCACCUGAAGGCGAGGGGUGGGUUGUGACGCCACGAGGGAAGAAGGAGCUCAGGCGGAUUCCCUAUCUGUCGCGAGUGCGGAAUUACAGUCUGGAACCGUUGCAUGAGCUAGCAAAACAGGGGAUCCAUUUUGAUAAGAUAUUGUUUCUUAAUGAUGUCGUUUUCACGUCAAACGAUGUUUUUGAGCUCCUUGAUACUAAUGAUGGAGAUUAUGCUGCUGCAUGCUCAUUGGAUUUCUCGAAGCCGCCCUACUAUUAUGACACAUUUGCUCUCCGAGAUUCCCAUGGCCAUGAGGCUGUAAUACCUACUUGGCCUUUCUUUCGCGAGGCCUCCUCGCGUUAUGCUAUGAAGAACUUGCUACCUGUACCAGUGAAAAGUUGCUGGAACGGAAUGGUUGCAAUGCCUGCUGCGCCUUUCCUGGCAAGCCCACCCCUUCGAUUCCGGGGUAUCCCAGACUCACUGGCCACUUCUCACCUCGAGGGCUCUGAAUGCUGCCUCAUUCACGCAGAUAAUCCGCUCUCAGAACAACAUGGAGUCUAUCUCAAUCCUCGUGUACGCGUUGGCUACAACACUGCUGCAUAUGUGGCUGUGAAUCCCACUUUGAAUUGGUUGACCCCUAGGGUAAUCCUGCAGGGAUUGUGGUUGAACCGGAUACGUCGCUGGACGACUUUUCCGCAAUUCAAGGAGAGAAAAAUUUACAAUCAAAUCGCACUUUGGACUGAAUUAGCUCCUGAUAACAAAGAACCUGGUGAAUUCUGCGUUAUCAAUGAGAUGCAAGUCCUCGACCCACGGGUCCUCCUCAACUUGGUGAUUCCGGACCUUCUCAAACUCAGGAAGAGCCCACCGCGCCAUCCACUCGGACUCCAGAACUUGUUGAGCAGUGACACGCUCCUCGGGGCGGAACACAAGCAUUGA
This is a messenger RNA of Penicillium cataractarum, 1335 nucleotides long. Its product is annotated as glycosyltransferase family 69 protein. The transcript is spliced from 4 exons. Bases 1 to 1335 code for a protein of 444 amino acids. The record is from RefSeq and is a predicted model, not a curated record. NCBI's taxonomy places the organism in Eukaryota, Fungi, Ascomycota, Eurotiomycetes, Eurotiales, Aspergillaceae.